CCGUGCCUGUAGAAGUUACUUUCUCUACCUCUGAGAAAGAAAUCUUGAAUUUGGAUGCAUAUCAAGAUACUCUGAAGAACAGCAACAACCCUUUGGGGGAUUGCCACCUCAACGUCAUGACUGAAGACAAAGAAUCUGUUAUUAGAAUCUUUAAUUUUGUUUACAUCCUGACCUUAGUUGGAACCAUAAUCCAGUUCUCUGAGGAAAGUAAAUUUGCAGUAGACAUGUCAAAAAUAGGCCUUACUCGUGUUCCAAAAGACCUGCCACCAGAAACCAAAGUCUUAGAUAUGUCCCAGAACAACAUAUCUGAGCUUCAUAUCUCUGACAUCAGCUUUCUGUCAGGGCUGAAAGUCUUGAGACUUUCCCAUAAUCGAAUCUGGUGCCUUGAUUUUAGUAUUUUCAAGUUCAACCAAGAUUUAGAAUAUUUGGAUUUAUCUCACAAUCAGUUGCAGAAGAUUUCCUGCCAUCCUAUCAUGAGUCUCAAGCAUUUAGAUCUCUCAUUCAAUGACUUUGAAGUCCUGCCCAUCUGUAAGGAAUUUGGCAACUUGACACAACUGGAUUUCUUGGGAUUAAGUGCUACCAAGUUACAACAAUUAGAUCUGCUACCAAUUGCUCACUUGCAUCUAAGUUACAUCCUUCUGGAUUUAGAAGGUUACUAUGUGAAAGAAAAUGGGACAGAAAGUCUUCAAAUUCUGAAUACAAAAACACUUCACCUUGUUUUUCACCCAAAUAGUUUAUUCUCUGUCCAAGUGAACAUAUCAGUUAAUAGUUUAGGGUGCUUACAGCUGACUAAUAUUAAAUUGAAUGAUGACAACUGUGAAGUUUUAAUUAAAUUUUUAUUGGAACUCAUUAGAGAGCCAACGCUACUGAAUUUUACUCUCAACCAUGUGGAAACAACAUGGAAAUGCUUGGUUAGAGUUUUUCAAUUCCUUUGGCCCAAAUCUGUAGAAUAUCUCAAUAUUUACAAUUUAACAAUAGUUAAAAGCAUUGAUAAAGAAGAUUUUACUUAUUCUGAAACGGCACUGAAAGCAUUGAAAAUAGAACAUAUUACAAACCGAGUUUUUAUUUUUUCACAGCAAGCGUUAUACACAGUGUUUUCUGAGAUGAACAUUAUGAUGUUAACCAUAUCAGAUACACCUUUUAUACAUAUGGUUUGUCCUCAGGCACCAAGCACAUUUAAGUUUUUGAACUUUACCCAGAAUGUUUUCACAGAUAGUAUUUUUCAAAACUGUUCCACUUUAGUUAGAUUGGAGAUACUUAUCUUACAAAAGAAUGAAUUAAAAGACCUUUUCAAAAUAGGCUUCAUGACUAAGAAUAUGCCAUCUUUGGAAAUACUGGAUGUUAGCUGUAAUUCUUUGGAAUAUGAUGGACAUGAUGGAAAUUGCCCUUGGGUUGGGAGUAUAGUGGUGUUAAAUUUGUCUUCAAAUAUACUGACUGACUCUGUUUUCAGGUGUUUACCUCCCAGGGUCAAGGUACUUGAUCUUCACAAUAACAGAAUAAGGAGCAUUCCUAAACAAAUCAUGAAACUAGAAUCUUUGCAAGAACUCAAUCUUGCUUUCAAUUCUUUAACCGACCUUCCUGGCUGUGGUACCUUUAGCAGGCUUUCUGUACUGAUCAUUGACUAUAAUUCAAUUUCCAACCCAUCAGCUGAUUUCUCCCAGAGCUGCCAGAAUAUUAGGUCAAUAAAAGCAGGGAACAAUCCAUUCCAAUGUACAUGUGAGCUAAGAGAAUUUAUCCGAAGUAUAGGCCAAGUAUCAAGUGAUGUGGUGGAGGGUUGGCCUGAUUCUUAUAAGUGUGACUACCCAGAAAGCUAUAAGGGAACCCAACUAAAGGACUUUCAUGUGUCCCAACUAUCCUGCAACACAGCUCUGCUGAUUGUCACCAUUGUGGUCACUGUGUUGGUGCUGGCUGUUACUGUGACCAUCCUCUGUAUCUACUUGGAUCUGCCCUGGUAUCUCAGGAUGGUGUGUCAGUGGACCCAGACCCGGCGCAGGACUAGGAACGUACCCUUAGAAGAACUCCAAAGAACUCUCCAGUUCCAUGCUUUUAUUUCAUAUAGUGAACAUGAUUCUGCCUGGGUGAAGAAUGAACUGGUACCUUGCCUCGAAAAAGAAGACAUACGGAUUUGUCUCCAUGAGAGAAACUUUGUUGCUGGCAAGAGCAUUGUGGAAAAUAUCAUAAACUGCAUUGAGAAAAGUUACAAGUCCAUCUUUGUUUUGUCUCCCAACUUUGUCCAGAGUGAGUGGUGCCAUUAUGAACUCUACUUUGCCCACCACAAUCUCUUUCAUGAAGGAUCUAAUAACUUAAUCCUGAUCUUGCUGGAACCCAUUCCGCAGAACAGUAUUCCCAGCAAGUAUCACAAACUGAGGGCUCUCAUGACCCAGAGGACUUAUUUGGAAUGGCCCAAGGAGAAGAGCAAACGUGGACUUUUUUGGGCUAACAUUAGAGCUGCUUUUAAUAUGAAAUUAGCACUAGUCACUGAAAACAAUGAUGUGAAAACUUAAAAAAAAUUCAGGAAACCCAACUUAACUUAAGAAACUGUCAACUUGAAUUCUGUUGGACAUUAUGGUUUUAAGUUACUGUGUGGAUGGUGCCUCCAUUAUCUCCAUGCGUUCAGGAAAGACUUAAUGAAAACUGUGUUUCAACUGAGCUGGGGAACCAUGCUGGAGGUUGAGGUGGUGCUCAAACUUGCCAAUUACAGACAGCUCCGUCUCUUUUGGUUUAACCAUUCUGUUUCUCAUUCAGUCUCUUGCAAGUAAGUACUCAGAGAUUCAAGGACAUUUCCUCUCCUUUCUCCUUUCCCAAAUGGAUUCUGUGUGAGCAGGAGUUUAUGGGACUUCAUGGCAGCAAGGAAAGAGUCAAUCUCAGAACUGUAUGCAAUGGUCCUUGGAGUGACCUAGGUUCCUCAUUGGCCUCUGGGUGAGCUUUGUAAUCCUGUUCAAUUUUGGGGCUUGGGAAAAAAUUAGAUCAGUUGUGGAAA
Messenger RNA from Diceros bicornis minor, 2980 nucleotides. It is a transcript of the gene TLR6, whose product is annotated as toll like receptor 6. Gene Ontology annotation, cellular component: membrane; Toll-like receptor 2-Toll-like receptor 6 protein complex. Bases 117 to 2504 code for a protein of 795 amino acids. Gene Ontology annotation, molecular function: Toll-like receptor 2 binding; lipopeptide binding; transmembrane signaling receptor activity. Gene Ontology annotation, biological process: inflammatory response; cellular response to diacyl bacterial lipopeptide; toll-like receptor signaling pathway. The record is from RefSeq and is a predicted model, not a curated record. The transcript has 2 exons. Lineage: Eukaryota; Metazoa; Chordata; Mammalia; Perissodactyla; Rhinocerotidae.